AAUCACCCGAGUUACUUAAAAGGACUCGUCUCCGCCGAGUGCCACGCACAUAACCGGAAUCAUAUGAUUCGACAUUGCUUGUAUCCGUCAUGUCCCAGUCGAAACUGCAGCAGUCGAUCCCGUUGGAACAGACAAAAGACGGUGUCUGCUCCCAGGUGAACGCGUACCGCAAUGUGUUGACUUUCCAAGAGAUUCAGCGUCUACUGAAGGAUUCAUUGAACUGCGAUGGGGAGGUACAGAAGUACUUUCUGCGACCUUAUUCCGAGAAGCUCGGCUUCCUUGGUUCCCAUCAGCAGCUUUCUAUCGAGGUCAAAUCCAAGAGCGGUAGAGUGAAGACGCUAUUCUUCUUUGUGAAAAUUGUACCCUUUCAUGUGCCAUCGCAAGCCGAGUAUGUGAUUAACAAGAAAGUAUUUUUAAAGGAGAAGAUAUUCUAUUACAACAUAUUCCCUCUAUUGAAAAAAGUGUAUCACGGUGAACCAUGGUCGCCAAACUGCUACCUGGCCAAAGAGCAUUUGUUGGUUUUCGACGACCUGAUUGUCAACGGUUAUUCCAUAAAGAAUAAAUUAUUCACCAAGGAGCGGGUCGUCUCUGGUCUGACAGCUAUCGCGCGGCUCCACGCAGCAUCUCUGAUGGCAGAGGCUCAUCUGGGUGUGUCCUUCAAGGAGCUGUAUCCCGACGCUUUCGUGGAGACCUCGUUCGACCUAACUGGCCAGACCGGACAGUGGUGCAAUGUGACUACCAACGCUAUCGUCGCUAUCGCCAAACAUCUCGGCUUCGACACGAGUUCGCUGGCUGACAUCUGCCGAGAAGUGACCGCGGCCCUGCAGACGUCGGUUACGAAGAGGAACGUCAUCAGUCAUGGAGACUUAUGGGGAAAUAAUUUGAUGUUCAGCAACGACGCCCCGCCGAAGUGUUUGCUGGUGGACUAUCAGAUGAUGAGAUAUUCACCUUUGGCGCACGAUGUGGCACAGUUUCUGUACCUAUGCACUGAUCGUGAUUUCAGGGCAGCUUCAGAGGAAGCUAUGUUGAAGCAUUAUUACAGUGUGCUGUGCGAGACCUUAAAAUCGUCCGAGAUUUCCGUAGAAAUUCCAGCAUGGUCCGAGAUCGUCGAAGGAAUGGAAGAACAACGUUUGGGCGGCGCGAUCACCGCAGCCUCGUUCUUCCAGACCGUGAUGAUGAACGACACCAUGGCCCUAGAAAUUACGAGUAAUUCCGACACCUUUCACAAAUAUUCGUUUGAGGGUAGAAACGAAAUUGUACUCAACAUGAUGAAAAACGAUCCAAAUUAUGGUAAGAGACUAACAGAAGCAGUUACCGAACUGGUUGAGCUGAGUGCCCGCUUUGAAGAGCUCCCGAAACCGACGUAGCACUCAAGGAUAUUUUGCAUCAUUUAACUUUUACACUUUUCUUUGAAUUGAAACAAAAUGAAGUGACACAAUGCACCCUUAUGCGAUUAAAAAAUACUAGUACUCUCCAAAAGUAAUACUGAGCAAUGGUUUCAUUUGAUUACCGGGUUUUAUGUACACAUGUUAACACAAUAUUUGUAAGGUAACACGUAAUAAAUAAUCUACAUGAA
Nomia melanderi (Alkali bee) is the source of this 1576-nucleotide messenger RNA. RefSeq lists its product as uncharacterized. Lineage: Eukaryota; Metazoa; Arthropoda; Insecta; Hymenoptera; Halictidae. The record is from RefSeq and is a predicted model, not a curated record.